This is a messenger RNA of Jaculus jaculus (lesser Egyptian jerboa), 3433 nucleotides long. It is a transcript of the gene Arhgef1, whose product is annotated as Rho guanine nucleotide exchange factor 1. Lineage: Eukaryota; Metazoa; Chordata; Mammalia; Rodentia; Dipodidae. The transcript is spliced from 31 exons. Bases 125 to 3040 code for a protein of 971 amino acids. The record is from RefSeq and is a predicted model, not a curated record. Gene Ontology annotation, molecular function: guanyl-nucleotide exchange factor activity; G protein-coupled receptor binding. Gene Ontology annotation, cellular component: cytoplasm. Gene Ontology annotation, biological process: G protein-coupled receptor signaling pathway.
CGACUUCCUGCCCCGCCAGAGCCAGGAAGCGGGAGGGAGCCCGGGACACUGGGCCAGGGAUCGCAGAGCCCGACCCCCCGGGGGCGCGCCGGUCACCUUCCCCGCGCGGACAUCAGCCCCGGCCAUGGAAGAAAUUGCCCGCGGGGCGGCCCCGGGACCCCUCCGGCCUGGCCCGGUGCCCGUCAGCAUCAUCGGGGCAGAGGAUGAAGAUUUCGAGAACGAGCUGGAGGCGAACUCGGAGGAGCAGAACAGUCAGUUCCAGAGCCUGGAGCAGGUGAAGCGGCGCCCGGCCCACCUCAUGGCUCUUGUGCAACAUGUGGCCUUGCAGUUUGAACCGGGACCACUGCUCUGCUGCUUGCACGCCGAAAUGCUGAGCUCCCUGGGUACCAAAGAGGCCAAGAAGGCUUUCCUCGACUUCUACCACAGCUUCCUGGAGAAGACCGCGCUUCUGCGGGUGCCAGUCCCUCCCAGCGUUGCAUUUGAACUUGACCGUACCCGGCCCGACCUCAUCUCUGAGGACGUCCAGCGGCGGUUUGUCCAAGAGGUGGUUCAGAGCCAACAGGUAGCCGUGAGCCGGCAGCUGGAGGACUUCCGUUCCAAGCGGCUCAUGGGCAUGACCCCCUGGGAGCAGGACCUGGCCCAGCUGGAACCCUGGAUGGGCAAAGAUCGAGCCAACUACGAGGCCCGGGAGCGGCACGUGGCUGAGCGGCUGCUGGCCAACCUAGAAGAGAUGCAACACACCAUCUCUACAGAUGAAGAGAAGAGCGCCGCUGUGGUCACUGCCAUUAGCCUGUACAUGCGUCACCUUGGGGUGCGGACCAAGAGCGGAGACAAGAAGUCGGGGAGGAACUUCUUCCGGAAAAAGGUGAUGGGGAACCGGCGGUCUGAUGAGCCCCCCAAGACCAAGAAAGGGCUCAGUAGUAUCCUAGAUGCUGCCCGAUGGAACAGGGGAGAACCAACGACUCCGGAUUUCCGACACCUAAAAGGCGAGGUUGAUGUAGAGAAGCUGGGCCCUGCAGACCGAAAAGGAGGCCUGAGUGUGCCCUCUCGGGACAGAAAUGUUGGGGCUCCUGGGCAGGAUGCCCCUGGAAUCUCUCUGCACACUGUGUCUGUGGACAGCCCUGACCGGGAACCAGGUGCUGACCCCCCUCUGGAGCAGGGCGACGUACCCCCGCAGGGCCCCUUAAGCUUGGAGGCCUUGGCACCCCCAGACAGCACAGAGGAGGGUGCUGAGACAGAGAGAAGGUGGAAGAGGCUGUCAGGGCGUCUGGGGCGCUCCGAGAGCCUGCGGGUGAGUGACCGCCGCCGGCCUUCCCGGGGCAGCCUCGGGGCUAAGGGCCGGGGUGGGGGCCGCUCCCGGAGCGACGUGGACAUGGACCCCAGCUCUGCCACGGCCGUGCUUGGCCCUGCCCGACGAGCCACCCCCGAGCCGGGAGACGAUGGGGAACCCGGACGCCUGGGACUGGAACUGGAGCCCGAAGAGCCCCCAGGCUGGAGGGAGCUCGUUCCUCCCGACACCCUCCUCAGCCUGCCCAAGAGCCAGGUGAAGCGGCAAGAGGUCAUCAGCGAGCUUCUGGUGACGGAGGCUGCCCACGUGCGCAUGCUGCGGGUGCUGCAUGACCUCUUUUACCAGCCCAUGGCGGACGGCGGCUUCUUCCCCCUGGAGGAGCUGCAGAACAUCUUCCCCAGCCUGGACGAGCUGAUCGAUGUGCACUCCCUGUUCCUGGAUCGCCUGAUGAAGCGAAGGCAGGAGAGUGGCUACCUCAUUGAGGAGAUUGGAGAUGUGCUCCUGGCCCGGUUUGAUGGUGCGGAGGGCUCGUGGUUCCAGAAAAUAUCCUCCCGCUUCUGCAGCCGCCAGUCAUUUGCCUUAGAGCAGCUCAAAGCCAAACAGCGCAAGGAGCCUCGGUUCUGUGCUUUCGUGCAGGAAGCUGAGAGCCGGCCCCGGUGCAGGCGCCUGCAGCUGAAGGACAUGAUCCCCACGGAGAUGCAGCGCUUGACCAAGUAUCCCCUGCUGCUCCAGAGCAUCGCCCAGAACACAGAAGAGCCAGCGGAGCGGGAGAAGGUGGAGCUGGCGGCCGAGUGCUGCCGGGAGAUCCUGCAGCACGUCAACCAAGCCGUUCGGGACAUGGAGGACCUGCUGCGCCUCAAGGAUUACCAGCGGCGCCUGGACUUGUCUCACCUGCGGCAGAGCAACGACCCGAUGCUGAGCGAGUUCAAGAACCUGGAUAUCACCAAGAAGAAACUGAUCCACGAAGGUCCACUGACGUGGCGGGUGACCAAAGACAAGGCAGUAGAGGUACACGUGCUGCUGCUGGAGGACCUGCUGCUGCUACUGCAGCGCCAGGACGAGCGGCUGCUGCUCAAGUCCCACAGCCGCACGCUGACGCCCACGCCCGACGGCAAGACCAUGCUGCGGCCCGUGCUGCGGCUCACCUCGGCCAUGACCCGCGAGGUGGCCACCGAUCACAAAGCCUUCUACGUCAUUUUCACAUGGGACCACGAGGCCCAGAUAUACGAGCUGGUGGCACAGACUGUGUCGGAGCGGAAGAACUGGUGCGCGCUCAUCACGGAGACGGCUGGAUCCCUGAAGGUCCCCGCCCCUGCCUCCCGCCCCAAGCCCCGGCCCAGUCCUAGCAGCAUUCGAGAACCCCUGCUCAGCGGCUCUGAGAAUGGCACCGGUGGCCGAGAGAUGCCUCCAGCCGAUGCCCGGAUGGAGAGAAUUGUCAGCGACCUCCUGCCCUUCUGUAGACCCGGCCCAGAGGGUCAGCUCGCUGCCGCGGCCCUUCAGAAAGUGCUGGUGCUAAAGCAGUUGCUGUUGGGGGUCGAGGAAGACAGCGGUGCAGGGCCCCCCCGCGAUGGGGACGGGGUGCCUGGCGGCGGCCCCCCGGGCCCAACACCCACCCAGGAAAUUGAGGAGAACCUGCUCAGCCUGGAGGGCACCAUCAAGCAGCUCGAGGAGUUAGAAGAGGAAUUCUGCCGCCUGCGAGCCCUGCUGUGUCAGCUCGGGGGGAGCUCUGUCCCCCAGCCUGGCUGCGCCUGAGUGCUCCGUGUGUGGAGUGAGGAGUGGAAUGUCGGGGAGAGGACGUGAUGGGUCCCCACACGCCCCCCCCGCCCCCGCCCCCGCGGCUGCUGCAGCACCCCACACCCCAAGGGCCUAAGAAAGGGAGACUGGCCACUUCUGGGAGGGACUCAGCUGAAGUCCUGCCUCCCCCUGCCGGCCGCCCGCUGCCUUCCUCCCUCCCUCCUGCCUUCUGCGUGGGGAACUCAGGGCUUCUUUGGGGGGGAGCAGGGCAACACCGGAAGCCCCCGUUCCCGGGCCAUCUCAGUAUUGCCUGUGGAGGUCGUCCCUCCACUCCCCCCACCCCCAAGUGCCUUUGCUCUGUUUUUGUACCCUGAAUUGGAGGUUUAUUUUUUAAUAUAUAUUAUCUAAUGA